UAAAAAUUACCACUACCGCCAAGAUGCAGUACCCCGUCGUUCUCGCCAUUACCAUGCUCAUCUCGCUCGGCCAGGCUGGUUCCGCUCGCACCAAUGAGGUGGCCAAGCAACCCUUUGUGGUGAGGAACAUUGGUGACAACUGGGUCACCAAAGUCAAGAGAGACGGUGUAGACGGCGACGACGAGGCCGAUAUCGUCCCGAGGGGCCUUUUCGGUCUCCACCCCGGCCGCGGUUGCGUGCACGAUGGCAUUCAAGGAACUUGCAACCCUUUUGGCAAAUGUGAGCUGAUCGGCAAGGCGGGCGAGGACAAGAAUGGCAAGCCUAGGAAGGUUUUGGACGACAACUGUCUUGUCAACUAAACGUCGGGAGCGUGCCAAGCUUGUUGGGCGGGUUGUCUAUAUUUCUUGCUGGUUCUGUUGAACAUAUUGUUAGCUCGUCCAAUUGAUAGCUCAAAGAAACGCU
Messenger RNA from Pyricularia oryzae 70-15, 462 nucleotides. RefSeq lists its product as uncharacterized. The record is from RefSeq and is a predicted model, not a curated record. Bases 24 to 359 code for a protein of 111 amino acids. Lineage: Eukaryota; Fungi; Ascomycota; Sordariomycetes; Magnaporthales; Pyriculariaceae. The transcript has 3 exons.